Molecule: messenger RNA, 1254 nt
Organism: Talaromyces stipitatus ATCC 10500
Lineage: Eukaryota; Fungi; Ascomycota; Eurotiomycetes; Eurotiales; Trichocomaceae
Product: 3-ketoacyl-coA thiolase peroxisomal A precursor
Exons: 3
Coding region: 1-1254 (417 amino acids)
Biological process (GO): fatty acid beta-oxidation; phenylacetate catabolic process
Cellular component (GO): peroxisome
Molecular function (GO): acetyl-CoA C-acyltransferase activity
Source: RefSeq, a predicted model, not a curated record
AUGUCUCAAGCACAACAACGCCUUUCACAGGUUUCCUCGCACCUAUCCGGGGCCAAACCCACCGACAACAUCACAUCCAAAAACCCCGACGACAUCGUCGUAACCGCCGCACUCCGCACCCCAUUCACCAAGGGCGGCAAGGGAGGUUUCAAAGACACCGCCGCCGCUGACCUACUGGUUGGCGCAUUCCAGGGUCUCAUUAGCCGUAGUGGAAUUGACCCAAAACUCGUCGAGGACAUCGCCGUAGGAUCAGUGUUACCUCCCGGUGGUGGAGCGACUGAAUUCAGGGCUGCGGCGCUCGUUGCGGGGUUUCCGGAAUCGACUGCUGUGCGGAGUUUGAAUAGGCAGUGUUCUAGUGGAUUGCAGGCUGUGGUUGAUAUUGCGAAUGCGAUCAGGGCGGGACAGAUUGAGGUUGGUGUUGGUGCGGGUGUGGAGAGUAUGAGUCUUCAAUAUGGACCCGGCGCAGUAACUGAAUUCUCCGAACUCCUCGAAAACCACAUGCAAGCCGCAAACUGCAAAGUGCCCAUGGGCGUACUAUCAGAACAAAUGGCCAAAGACCGCAAAAUCUCUCGCGCAGACCAAGACGCUUUCGCCGCAUCAUCAUACCAAAAGGCUAUCAAAGCUCAAAAGGCGGGGCUAUUUGACGAGGAAAUUCAUCCUCUAACAGUGAAAUGGACCGACCCAAAGACAGGGGAUGAAAAGACCAUCACCGUCAAGGCCGAUGAUGGUGUUCGCGAGGGAAUCACAGCGGAAUCACUGUCCAAGAUCCGUCCCGCGUUCGCCAAAGAUGGAAGUAUCCAUGCCGGUAACGCGUCGCAGGUCUCCGACGGGGCGGCAGCGGUAUUACUCAUGAAACGCUCCACGGCCGAAAAACUAGGCCAAAAGAUCAUCGGCAAAUUCGUCACGGCCAGCGUUGUCGGUGUCGAGCCUUUACUCAUGGGUAUUGGACCAUGGAAAGCGAUCCCCCUCGCGCUCGAAAAGGCUGGAAUCUCAAAGGAAGAUGUAGAUAUUUAUGAAAUCAACGAAGCCUUUGCAUCGCAAUGCGUGUGGUGUAUUAAGGAACUUGGCUUGCCGUUUGAGAAGGUUAAUCCCAAGGGUGGCGCGAUUGCGUUUGGGCAUCCGUUGGGUUGUACAGGGGCGAGACAGGUGGGCACGUUGUUCACGGAGUUGAAGAGGACGAAUAAGAAGAUUGGUGUUACGAGUAUGUGUAUUGGGACGGGGAUGGGGAUGGCUGCUGUUUGGGUUGCUGAGUAG